Messenger RNA from Diospyros lotus (date-plum), 1089 nucleotides. RefSeq lists its product as uncharacterized. The transcript has 2 exons. Gene Ontology annotation, molecular function: nucleic acid binding; zinc ion binding. Lineage: Eukaryota; Viridiplantae; Streptophyta; Magnoliopsida; Ericales; Ebenaceae. The record is from RefSeq and is a predicted model, not a curated record. Bases 1 to 1089 code for a protein of 362 amino acids.
AUGGCAUCAAACUUGGUCCAGCUUCAAGUUCCUAAGUUGACAAAAGAAAACUAUGAAAGGUGGUGUAUCCAAUUCAAAGCAUUGUUCGGUUCACAAGAGUUGUGGGAGGUAGUUUCAAAUGGUUAUGUUGAACCAAGUUCAGAAGCUGAAGCUCUCUACACUGCUGACCAGAAGAAUUCUCUAAGAGACCAACGAAAAAAAGAUAAGAAGGCACUCUUUUUGCUGUACCAAGGAUUGGAGGAUGAUACGUUUGAGAAAAUUUCUGAAGCAACAAACAGCAAGGAGGUCUGGGACAACCUGAGCACAAUUUAUAAAGGAGUUGAAAGAGUGAAGAAGGUGAGAUUGCAGACUCUUAGAAGUGAGUUUGAAGCAGUUCACAUGACAGAAGGGGAAUUAGUCUCAGAUUAUUACUCACGACUUAUUGCAAUUGUCAAUCAAAUGAAGAGAAAUGGAGAAAAGCUUGAAGAUGUUCGAGUAAUGGAGAAGAUACUGAGGUCUCUUACUCAUAAUUUUGAGCAUGUAGUAACAGCUAUAGAGGAGUCAAAGAAUCUGGAAACAAUGAGUACUGAAGAACUUUUAGGAUCUCUGAGAGUUCAUGAACUACGUAUAAAGAAGCAUUCUCAGUCAAACUCAACAGAUCAAGCUUUGGUGUCAAAAUUCACUUUUGAUAAUUCAAACAGUGAACAUGUUCAAGGACAAACUUCUCAACGUGGAAGAGCAACUUAUCGUGGACGAGGUAGAGGUCGCGGAGGAUAUGGCAGAGGUAAAGCAAAUGUUCAAUGUUUUAAUUGCCAUAAAUUUGGACAUUACUCUUUUGAAUGUUCCAGCAAAUUUGAAGAUCAUGUGAACUUAGCUGAAGCCUCUAAUGACGUUGAUGAAGAACCAACUUUGCUGAUAGUGCAUAAAGAAUCUGUUGAGCAAACUAAUGUCUGGUAUCUUGACUCCGGAGCGUCUAAUCAUAUGUGUGGUCGAAAGGAAUGUUUCGUGGAUCUGAAAGAAGAAUCUGGUGGACUAGUAAGUCUUGGAGAUGGCUCGAAGUUGCUGGUUGCAGGGAAAGGAAAGAUCCAGGAUGAAGAGCAAUAUUCUUAG